GCACGCGCAGGCACAUGAACCACCACCACCUCGGCGACUUCCUCUGAUCCUCCUGCUCGUGCACAGCUCCACCCCAGGCGGGCCACCUCGCCGGCGGCGGCCGCUGGCCAGGCUGCCCGCCUGCUCCCUCCGCGCUGUAAUAGGGAGUGGACUACGCGUCGGUGAUUAGUAGGCCACCAAUAAUAUCAUCUCUCCUGGGCUUAUUUGUCAUCAGCUUCCUGAGAUCUAAGUUCUGGUCAAAUGCUGUGAAGAAGAAAUCCUAUUGUGCUGAAUAAAUUCAGCUUUUAACCACUAUGGGUGCCUGCGUAUCUUCAAGCAAAAAGCGGAGAUCGCAAAGAUUGUGUUGUAUAUACAGGCGUUACCGUGGCAAGGUUUUAAGCACUACGCCUAUCGUACGUGCCAGUGAUGUGGAGAACUUUGCUUCUUCUGGAGAAGUGGUCCACAUAGGGACUUCUGCAGCCACUCGGCGGAGAUCUGAUGGCUCGAACGUCACAUUCCACCUAACACAAUUGCAAUGGCAUCAUAGUGAGCUGGACACGGAGAACGGAAAUGUUGUGUGUCAAGAAGAAGCAUGGUUCGACUCUGUUAGUAUUUUGGGGUCUGACUCUGAUGAAGACUUCAGCAGUGUCAAUGGAGACCUCCCUGCUAUGCCAAAUGAAACAGGUACACAAUUGAUGCAGUGCGAAGAUGCUUCAUCCAUUGCUGAUGCCAUACAAAAGUUUGAAAGGAUUUUUGAUGGUUCAAGUGUUGCUCAAGCUGUUGGACAGUACCUGAAAAGAGAUGCAAACAAAAUAGAAGCAGAAAGGCCUAAGGUUGCAAGCCCGGAAGCAUGUGAUGUCACUAGUGGAAAGGCUGAUGAAGGAAAGACACGAAAUGAGGGUAUAAAAAUUCUUACAAAACUUAGAAGAGGAGAGGAUGCAUGUAAUACCUUGAAGCCUUUCAAAGAUGGAGAGAAGCCUCAUGAAAGCAUCUUCAAAAAUUUGACACCAGUGUGCACGCCUCGUCAUGCUAACAAGGUCCAACCAUUGGCGGUAGCAAGUCCGCGGGGCCAAAAGAAGAAAUCAGCAGUUGUUAGGCUUUCUUUCAAGAGGCAAUCUUUCGAUGGAGAACAAACUACUGAAAUAUGUUCCUCUAGGAGGUACUUGAUCCGUCCACGUGCUGGAUUAUUGGUUCCACAAGCCGGUGAGAAAAUUUUGGAAGGUUGUUGGUCUGUGCUUGAGCCUUCGACCUUCAAACUGCGAGGGGAAAGUUUUUUCAAGGACAAAAGGAAGUCUCCUGCUCCAGGUUGUUCUCCGUACACUCCAUUUGGUGUGGACAUAUUCAUGUCCCCGAGGAAAAUACACCACAUUGCCCAGCAUAUUGAGCUUCCACCUGUAAAGCCAAAUGAAAAAAUUCCUUCACUACUUAUCGUAAAUAUUCAGAUGCCUACAUAUCCUGCUGCUAUGUUCCUUGGUGAGAGUGACGGGGAAGGGAUUAAUCUAGUGCUGUAUUUCAAACUGAACGACAACUUUGAGAAAGAAAUUUCUCCUCAGUUUCAUGACAGUAUCAAGAGACUUGUAAACGAUGAGAUAGAAAAGGUCAAGGGUUUCCCAAUGGACUCAACAGUCCCUUUCAGAGAAAGGUUGAAAAUAUUGGCAGGGCUGGUUAACCCAGAUGACAUGAAUCUGAGUUCUGCGGAGAGGAAGCUUGUGCAGGCUUACAACGAAAAGCCAGUCCUCUCAAGGCCUCAACACAGCUUUUAUGUGGGAUCAAAUUACUUGGAAAUUGACCUUGAUGUACACCGGUUUAGCUUCAUCUCAAGGAAAGGGCUCGAAGCAUUCCGAGAACGAUUGAAACAUGGGGUAGUUGAUCUCGGCCUAACCAUACAGGCGCAGAAGCAGGAGGAGCUUCCUGAACAUGUGUUGUGCAGUGUAAGGCUAAACAAAGUUGAUUUUGUCAAUAACGGCCAAAUACCGACACUCCUUCCAUGCGAUGACGACUGACAAUUGAACUGGCACCAAGUUAACUGAACCUGAUGUUUCGGACAAGAACAUUAGCAUGCGCUUGCAAGUUCUUGGAAGGGUCCUGGCAUGGUGGUUAGGCUCUGCGAGAUGAACAGCUCUGUAGAAGACCACGUGUAUAGUCAUGUUCUUUGGCAUUCUGGUGUUGUGAGUCAAAUUCUGAAGUUGAUUUGCGAACCGGGAGAGAAUGCCACCAAGACAUCAAUCUAUUUAUUCAAUUUAUCUGUUCUCGGUCUCAUGAUUUUGAGGCAUUGCUGAAAUCUGGGUUACCCACCUU
Panicum hallii is the source of this 2277-nucleotide messenger RNA. RefSeq lists its product as uncharacterized. The coding region runs from base 294 to 1982 and encodes 562 amino acids. Lineage: Eukaryota; Viridiplantae; Streptophyta; Magnoliopsida; Poales; Poaceae. The transcript has 11 exons. The record is from RefSeq and is a predicted model, not a curated record.